Molecule: messenger RNA, 936 nt
Organism: Symbiodinium sp. CCMP2456
Lineage: Eukaryota; Dinophyceae; Suessiales; Symbiodiniaceae
Source: the annotation of a GenBank genome assembly
AUGGCUUUGUUCUUGGGAGUUUUUCAGGAGCUUUCUGGCAGUUCCUGGCGAAGCAUCUUCACGGAUUCCUUGCCCCAGGGUAAACGCGCACCUGCUUUCGUGAAGAACUGGAUCCUCCAGCUUCUAGGCGCUGCCUGCGCCACCUUGCUCGCCGCCCUGGUGAUGCAGCUACCGCACGAGGAGAUCUGGUGCAUCAAGCUGAGCCUAUGGUGUGGGCUCUCCAUCAUGGUGCCCAUGUCCAUGGCUAUCCUUAGAAUGGCUGAUCCGGAGGCUUCGGAGUUCCCAAAGUUUCAGGAAGACUCGGAGGCGGGACUUUCCCAGUCGGGGCGCCCUCGGGUGUCUCGAUGCUGCGCGACGGUGCCGUGCCUUUGUGCAACGUUCUUCGUCACGUCGACUGCGACUGCAGGACUUACAGCAAGGUUCUUUGUGCUAUUCUUUACGAACGAAGUCCAGCUUUCCAUGACGAACAUCUACUUGCUGGAGGCAGCGGCCUCGUUGGCAGGUGCCCUUUGCAGCCAAGCCUCCGAACGAGUGGCGAAACACGCUGGCCGAUCCCUCACGAUGUUCUGCGCAGUCGUGCUCUCUACCUGCAGCACCUUUCUUCUCACGGCCGACUUGUCACCAGAGCUUCUGUCCGCGUUCUUUCUGCUUCGACGUGGCCUGGGCAACUGCUUCAAGCCUUUGCUGGACUCGAUCAUUGCGGAUUUCACUCCCUCUGCGCACCGAGGGAAAUGGAAUGCCCUGCUCUCCAUGAGCAGGGUCGGCUGGAGUGGCACAGCCUUUCUGGGCGGAUACUUGGCAGACCUUUGUGGUUACAGAUAUGUCAUCUUCGUCAGCUCUUUGAUGUUCUCUGCUGCCGCGUGCCUUUUCCUGGGUCCGUUGGUGUGGCUAGUGCCCCGCAGUCUGGACGUUAAGCAAGCGCCUGCUGCGAAUUGA